Molecule: messenger RNA, 3556 nt
Organism: Coregonus sp. 'balchen'
Lineage: Eukaryota; Metazoa; Chordata; Actinopteri; Salmoniformes; Salmonidae
Source: the annotation of a GenBank genome assembly
UAUCUGUCUCUCUCUCUCUCUCCCUUUGCAGUGUUCCGCCAACAUUUCCACACCUUGGUGACCCCUUCAAGACAGAAAGACAAAAAGCUAGGUACUUGAAACAGAAAAAGAAAGGAAGUUAGGAAGUUGAAACAGAAGAGGAAGAAGAAGUAGUGUUGGAAGAAAAUAAAGUUGUGACAGGAAGUAAAAAGCUGCUGCAGGAAGCGGCCCAAAAUGGCGGCCAUCGAACUGCAGCGCGGUCUGGAGCGGUCUGGGCGGGGCUGGGUAACAGAGAAGGUGGAGCUUCUGGACAGCUUCGACUCAGAGAUGCAGGAAUGGGAGGACCAGCUGCAGGACAUGCAGAGGAAGAUAGAGGAGGUGAGUGGUCAACAAUGGUGAUGCGGUCCAACAAGGUCUAAACUAAAGUGAAACAUCAUCCAAAUACAUGGGACAGUCCAAACAUGGUCCAGCAUGCACAAGCACACUUCUGACAUGGUCAAACAAGAUCCUAGGUAACAUUACCUGACAUGGGGUAUCAGCAGUGUGAACAUGCUUGUGAAUAUUUUCACUUUGAGAGAAUGUCUUUCUCUGUGUGUGUGUGUGUGUGUGUGUGUGUGUGUUAUAAUAAACUGGUGGAAGCACACCCCUUCUUGAGACUCCAUGCCCCCUCUGGACUAAUGAUACAGGCAAAUGUUAACAAGCUAAUUAAACUGUGAUGUGCUGACAGACAGUCAGAACACACAUACACUGUGAAAGUUGAUAGUAAUGAACGCAUUAAAGCUUGAAAUAGCGAAGCAAGCACACAUAACAAAUGUGCAGAUUAUAAAAAUAGUUGGGUUUUGUAACUGUUUUGGGAUGGUUAUAUGGAUUGCAUAAACAAGGUUGACAUUGUCGUACGUACAGACUUGUUUUGUGUACAUAUUGUCUUGUAUCUGUAUGUACAUUUAUGUUUUGGAACACGUCUAAGUUGUAAGUGUAAAUCAUUAAUCUAACAACUAUUCCAACUUGUGUUUAUGUUGUGAAAGUAGGUUUUUGAUCAUCAUAAUGUUUUUGCUCAUGUUUCAGCUUUACAACGAGGUGCAGGCUCGUAGAGGGGAAAUUGAUGUCACCAUGGACAACGGCAAAAAUGAUAGGAUGCACAAUGGCAAUGGCUUCUGUGACCCACCUGACAGCCACAGCAACAGCACCAAGGACCACCCCAGAGCUGCUGUUGUGCCAAAUCACUAUAGCAAUGGUUGUAGUCAUGGCCCCAAUGGUUACGGCGACCCCGUCAACCAUCAGAAUGGUGGCUAUUAUCCAAAUAGCAACGGUACGGUGGAACUUGAAGAAUUGUUGCAGGAUUAUCUUGGACAUGGUCACGGAAAGACCUGGAAGACCAACUCAGCUCUCAACAAUGUGAGUAGCUACAGUAACUAAGGGUUAAAGUUGAUAGGCAGCCCCGUCCGAAAAACAACCUUUACCCUAUGUCUCACCCCUUUGGUGUUUGCAGAAAAGCAAUAUGGUAGAAACUCCACUUAGCUCAUUGGAAGACUAGACCAUAUUGAUUGUUCACUUCAAGUCUUCAAACGUUGGAGGGGCAGGGCCUAAGCAGGGUUGUUUUCAGUAAUAUACAUUUAAAUAGAUUACAUAUAACUGGCACGGCUCAAUACUCCACUGGAAAUUGCAUAAGCCAUGCCAAUGUGGCUGCAUAGCUGAAUUUGAUAUAAUGUAUCUAAGCUAGUUGCACUAUUCUGCUGCCAUGAUUAUUUUCCCUCCCAAAUAACCCUUGUCCCACUUCUCUCUCAGCAUCAGAAAGAAAUUACAGAAAGGAGCCAGGAUCAGUCUGUGCACCAGGAUGCGAUGAAGAGGAGGCCUGUUGGGAAUGAGAGGUAAGAAGGACGUCCAGAGACCUCACUGAUACUGAGAUGACAAGAUCAUUUUGAUAAUAUUAUUUUGAGAAGAUCGUUUAGAGAGUAAAAUCCGCCUACACAAUUUCGUAUUUUAGUGAUUUUACUCAUUUAAUUAUUUCCUUGUUAAUCUGUUUUAGGAUUGGUCAGGUGCGGUUUGCGGAUGAGGAGGCUGAGAACCGGAAGAACAGAGUGUCACACAGAAAGAGUUCCCCCUGCAGGGACCUUAACAAGGAGAACACAGGGGCCAAGCCCCCUCUCAGACAGAGAGAAGGCCCUCCCGUACCCCCCCGCUCCACCUCCCAGGUGGCCCUUUCCGAGACUUCCCCAGCCCUCGACAGAAAGUCCCACCCCCCUGGGGUCCUUGUAGACAAGAAGUGUGGUAGCCCCUCGGUCCUCAGGAAGUUUGGGGCCAUGCUCCAUGAGAACGAGGGGAAAACCCUCACCGACACCGGUGUGGUGACCAACCAGGUGCCUACCGAGAACAAGUGCCCCACCCCCGUCUGUCAGCGCAAAGAGCUGGGCGGCAGCAGGGUGCCUGGGCGCUUGCCUGUCCAGAAAUGCCAGGCAGAUUCCAUCGUGCUGACAGCGGAGAUGGACCCCAGCCAAGAACGAGGAUCUGGGGGGGCAGUGAGAGACUAUAGGAGAGAGAGCCAGCUGGGUGAGGGUAGAGGCACCUCAGUGGGUAGCUAUGUUCACCCUAAAGGACCCCAGGCAGGGGGUCAGAGGAGGACCCAGGAAGGAGGCAGCCCCAAGCCCAAAGCAAGGGCCCUCGGAGGGGCAGACAGAGACACAAACAUGGGUCUGGUCCAGGGGGAGAGGGUCAGGAGGCCUACAUCCCAGCCUGGGGAGCCCAUACUGGACUACAGGAACCUGAGUGGGUCCCAUGUUGGAGCUCAGAGGAUCCAGAGGGGAGGGCCAGUUGCAGGUCAGAAGAAAGACGAUGGACUCAUUGAGCUACUGGAUAUGCUGGACAUCGAGCACGAGUACAACUCCAGCCCCCGAGCCGCAAAGACUGCCUACAGACAGGACACACAGCAGGUGAGAUAGGCAUACUGUAGCAAACACACACAAACACACACACAGUCUUGUUCUGACCCACUCUUAUCGUCUCUCUCCAGGUGAGCCCAGCCGAGUCAUUCCCAGCAACCCCCUCACGGAACUUCUCUCGUCCUGCCCGCCCAGCCAAUCAACGCCCUCCAUCCAGGUGGGCUAGCUGCGCCCCCACUGCCUUGAUCUCUGCCCCCUCCGGCCCAAUGUUCCACCGCACAAGCCCCUUGGCACGCCCCCCUAGCCCCAUAGCAAGAACCCCAAGCCCCGCCCUGAAGCAGCAAUCUUUCUGCUCCUAUUUGCUCCACACCGAGACUAUCAUCAUGUGAGAGACACGUGCCCCGACCCCCUUGACCCAUUUUUAACCCCGCCUCCCCUCCCCCAAUUCAACCCCACUGGACUCAGUUGAUAUAGUCCUGCCCUCUCUGUAAAUACUAAAUACUGUUCUUUCUAUCUGUCUUGACAAAAGUGCUUUAAGAGAUUUUCUAUGAGAUUUACUUAUAAGAAACAAAAUGGUUGACUCCUAUUCAGUCUCCAGUGUUACUGUGGCCUUCCCUUCUCCUGUGCCAAACUUUUUUAUUUCUCUCACUCUCUUUUACUUCCCUUUCUGCCUUUCUUUCUUUUUCUCUUUCUUUUGUAUU